Molecule: messenger RNA, 1093 nt
Organism: Coregonus clupeaformis (lake whitefish)
Lineage: Eukaryota; Metazoa; Chordata; Actinopteri; Salmoniformes; Salmonidae
Product: splicing factor 3A subunit 2-like
Exons: 3
Coding region: 1-987 (328 amino acids)
Source: RefSeq, a predicted model, not a curated record
AUGAGCCCAUCCUCCCACCAGGGGUGGGGGACGAAGCUUACCUGUGGCAUACAUUCAGGAGUACACUUCACCCCCCAUCCCCCAAUCAGGAGUACACUUCACCCCCCAUCCCCCAAUCAGGAGUACACUUCACCCCCCAUCCCAAUCAGGAGUACACUUCACCCCCCAUCCCCCAAUCAGGAGUACACUUCACCUCCCAUCCCCAAAUCAGGAGUACACUUCACCCCCAUCCCCCAAUCAGGAGAACACUUCACCCCCAUCCCCCAAUCAGGAGUACACUUCACCCCCAUCCCCCAAUCAGGAGUACACUUCAUCCCCAAAUCAGAAGUACAUUUCAUCCCCAAAUCAGGAAUACAUUUCACCCCCAUCUCCAAAUCAGGAGUACACUUCACCCCCAAUCCCCAAAUCCUGGUACAAUUCACCCCCCAUGCCCAAAUCAGGAGAACACUUCAACCCCCAUCCCCCAAUCAGGAGUGCACUUCACCUCCCAUCCCCAAAUCAGGAGUACACUUCACCCCCAUCCCCCAAUCAGGAGAACACUUCAACCCCCAUCCCCCAAUCAGGAGUGCACUUCACCCUCAUCCCCCAAUCAGGAGUGCACUUCACCCCCAUCCCCCAAUCAGGAGUACACUUCACCCCCAAUCCCCAAAUCCUGGUACAAUUCACCCCCCAUGCCCAAAUCAGGAGAACACUUCAACCCCCAUCCCCCAAUCAGGAGUGCACUUCACCCUCCACCCCCAAAUCAGGAGUACACUUCAUUCUUCAUCCACCAAUCAGAAGUACACUUCACCUCCCAUCCUCAAGUCAGGAGUACACUUCACCCUCCACCCCCAAAUCAGGAGUACACUUCACCCUCCACCCCCCAAAUCAGGAGUACACUUCACCCUCCACCCCCCAAAUCAGGAAAACACUUCACACUCUUGUUCUCUCGUCCUGCUGUUAAUCUAUACCAUCAGGAGUUACAGACCUAUAGACAAUGAGAUCUGAAUGCAGCAUGACAUCGUUCUUAGCCCCACGUCUACCUACCUACCUAUCUGUCUGUCUGUCUGUCUGUCUGUCUGUCUGUCUGUCUGUCUGUCUGUCUGUCUGUCUG